CUGGCUUCCUCUUGCGGGCAAGCGACCGGCCGUAGAGUGCGUUUUUAAGGGGUGAUGUCAGAGAAAUUAAAACUGAACAGUCAAACACUCCCCCCUACUUCAAGGACGUGUUUCUCCUGUUGGUAAGGCGAGAGAGGUGGCUGUUUAGCACACCCAGCUCACUCUUGCCCUACUGGGACAGGGGCUGGCCGGCGGGAGACACUUAUUAAUUAUGAACGGGGAGAUGUCCCUUUAAGGUCUGCUGUGCUCUCUGAGAACUGCAGCCGGAGUGUUUAGUGGGGGAGAUUUGGCUUUAUUUGUACAUCCUAACGCUGGGCUAAUUCAACGGGGAGGUUUCCAAGGCUCUGAGAUCUUUAGGGGGGUGAGUCGGGGGAAAACUGUGUGCGGUGGGAGGAAGCUAAAUUCUCCUUAAUGCGAAGAAGCAACGUAAAGACUGGAUAACAAACAGGAAAUGCCUAACUCGGCUGAGAGGCGGACGGGCGGUGCAGAGCGCUGAGCUCCACCGGCAGCGCAGCUCUGCCGGGCGCGCCGGCGGCAGGACCGCUCCCGCCACCCCUGCCCUCCGCCCGGGCUCCUGGCCCCCGGCUCGCAGGAGCCCAGGCAUGGCUGCCUCCUACUGGAUGCUGACAGCUCUCUUUCACCUUGUUCGCACUUCCAACGUUGAUGUGAAAAAUGCACUGACCUUCAAUGGGCCUCUGGAAGACAUGUUCGGGUACACAGUACAACAGUAUGAAAAUGAGGAAGGGAAAUGGGUACUUAUUGGUUCACCACUAGUUGGCCAACCUGAGAAAAGAACAGGCGAUGUCUACAAAUGCCCUGUAGGAAGGGACAGCCCGUCACCCUGCACAAAACUGAACUUACCAGCUUCUACUUCAGUUCCUAAUGUCGUGGAAGUAAAAGAAAACAUGACUCUUGGAACAACCUUAGUGACUAACCCAAAAGGAGGGUUUCUGGCGUGUGGACCACUUUAUGCUUAUAAAUGUGGACGUUUGCAUUACACAACUGGAGUUUGUUCUAAUGUCAGCUCCACUUUUGAAACCAUUGAGGCCAUUGCUCCGUCAGUGCAAGAGUGUAAAACCCAGCUGGACAUCGUCAUAGUCCUUGAUGGGUCCAACAGCAUUUAUCCAUGGGAGAGUGUCACAGACUUUCUGAACAGCCUCCUGAGAAACAUGGAUAUAGGUCCUCAGCAAACACAGGUUGGAAUUGUUCAGUACGGACAGACUGUAGUCCAUGAAUUUUUCCUGAAUACAUACUCAACAACGGAAGAUGUGAUGGCUGCAGCCUCAAGAAUACGUCAGCGGGGUGGCACACAAACCAUGACAGCCCUGGGAAUAGACACGGCCAGGGAAGAAGCUUUUACUGAGGCUCAUGGUGCACGAAGAGGAGUACAAAAAGUAAUGGUUAUUGUGACUGAUGGGGAAUCACAUGACAACUACAGAUUACAAGAAGUGAUUGAUGAUUGUGAAGAUGAAAACAUUCAGAGAUUUGCUAUUGCUAUUCUUGGCAGCUACAGCAGAGGAAAUUUAAGUACUGAGAAAUUUGUAGAGGAAAUAAAAUCAAUUGCCAGUAAGCCUACUGAAAAGCAUUUUUUCAAUGUCUCAGAUGAAUUAGCUCUUUUAACCAUUGUUGAAGCACUUGGAGAGAGAAUAUUUGCCCUGGAAGCAACAACAGACCAGCAGGCCUCCUCUUUUGAAAUGGAAAUGUCUCAAGCUGGCUUCAGUGCUCAUUACUCUCAGGAUUGGGUCAUGCUUGGAGCAGUUGGAGCAUAUGACUGGAAUGGCACGGUGCUCAUGGUGAAAGACAGUGUUAUUUCAAUGCCAACCAAUGACACCUUUCGUGACAGGCGUUCAGAAAGAAAUGAACCUCUUGCAGCCUAUCUAGGAUAUACUGUGAAUUCAGCACUGACACCUGGAGGUGUGCUGUACAUAGCAGGACAGCCACGAUACAAUCACACUGGGCAAGUUAUCAUUUAUAAGAUGGAAGGAAAAGAGGUGCAAGUAAUUCAGAGAUUAAAUGGAGAACAAAUUGGAUCAUACUUUGGGGGUGUUAUUACCACAGUCGACAUUGACAGGGACUCAUUUACAGACCUUCUUCUUGUUGGAGCUCCUAUGUAUAUGGGAACUGAGAAAGAGGAGCAAGGGAAGGUAUAUGUUUAUAGUCUGAACAAGACAAAGUUUGAGUAUCAGAUGAGUCUUGAACCCAUAAAGCAAACGUGCUGCUCACCGUUAAAACAGGACACCUGCAAAGUUCUAAAGAAUGAGCCCUGCGGUGCGCGCUUUGGGACUGCGAUUGCUGCAGUGAAGGACCUCAACCUGGAUGGGUACAAUGACAUUGUAAUAGGCUCUCCCUUAGAGGAUGACCAUCGGGGAGCUGUUUAUAUUUAUCAUGGCCAUGGCAAAGCAAUCAGUAAAAAGUAUUCACAGCGUAUUGCAUCAGGUGGAGACGGGGAAAAAGUGAAAUUUUUUGGCCAGUCUGUGCAUGGAGAAAUGGAUUUAAACGACGACGGGCUGAUUGAUGUUACUAUCGGAGGCCUUGGUGGGGCUGCCCUCUUCUGGUCUCGCGAUGUGGCUGAAGUAAACGUUUCCAUGCAAUUUACACCUAAAAGCAUCAAUAUUCAACAACAAAAUUGUCAAAUAAAUAUAAGAAAAACAAUAUGCAUAGAUGCCACAAUUUGUUUUAAGACCAGACUAAAGUCAAAAGAAGAUAUAUUUGAAUCCAGUCUGCAGUAUUGGAUUACUCUUGAUGCACAAAGACAGAUAUCUCGGAGCUUGUUCACAGAAAGCCAUGAGAGGAAAAUGCAAAAAAAUAUAACUAUCAAAGGGUCAGAAUGUACAAAACAUAACUUCUACAUGUUGGAUAAGCCUGAUUUUCAGGACUCUGUAAAGGUUUUGCUGGAAUUCAAUUUUUCUGAUCCAGAGAGCGGACCUGUUCUUGAUAGCAACUUGCCAAAUUCAAUAGCAGAAUAUAUUCCUUUCACAAAAGAUUGUGGAGCCAAAAAUAAAUGCAUUUCAGAUCUUGUUCUGAUUGUAAAAGCAAGCAUAGCUGGAGACAGCUUGUCUCCAUUCAUUGUAAAGUCACGCAAUGAUAAGUUCACCAUCCAGCUCUCUGUGAAGAACAAAAAAGACAGUGCCUAUAAUACCAGAGUUUUGGUUCAAUAUUCUCCAAAUAUUAUAUUUGCUGGCAUUGAGGAUAUACAGAAAGAUAGCUGUGAAUCUAAUCACAACAUCACCUGUAAAGUGGGAUAUCCAUUUCUAAAACCUGCAGAAGAGAUUUCCUUCAAAAUAUCAUUCCAAUUCAAUGCAUCGUAUCUCCUGGAAAAUGCUACUAUUCAUGUGUAUGCAACAAGUGACAGUGAAGAACCACCUGAGACCUUGAGUGACAACAGAGGACAUGUUACAAUUCCAGUAAAAUAUGAAGUAGGAUUAAUAUUUGUAAGUGUUUUCAAAGAGCACCAUGUUAUAAUUGCUGCAAAUGAUACUGUCCCUACUGCUAUUAACACAACAGAGCAGAUCGGGGAUGAAGUGACUCUACAUUAUAGGAUUGAAAAAGGUGAACAGUUUCCAAUGCCAAACCUCACACUGCAGAUCUUAUUUCCCAAUGUAACAGCUGCCAAGAACACUCUUCUCUACCUUACUGCAUUGUCACAUUCCCAGAAUGCCAUCUGCCAAACUAGUUACCCUGUAGAUCCCUUAAAGAUUGGCACUGGGAAACCAUUUGUGUUGUCAAAAAUAAAAGAACCUACAAGGGAUACAAUUAUGGACUGUGAUACAUACAACUGUGCCGCUAUUAACUGUGCCCUGAUCCCAUCUGACAUAUAUCAAGUGAAUGUUUCAUUAAGAGUAUGGAAACCUACCAUCAUAAAAGCCAGUAUUCACAGCUUAACCCUUGUUGUGAAAGCAUUACUUAGGAGUGAGAACUCAUCACUGAUUUUGAGAAAUGACCAUCAAAAACUAGAGACCAUGAUUAAGAUUUCCAAAGAACAUCCACCAGGUACAGUGCCCUUAUGGGUUAUCCUCCUGAGCAUCUUCGCUGGACUCUUGAUUCUUGCUCUGCUUAUAUUUGCUCUGUGGAAGGCUGGAUUUUUCAAAAGACCACUAAAGAAGAAAAUGGAGAAAUGAAAAAAAAAAAAAAAGCAGAAAUUUUUGCUCAGAUCUGCCUCCAAAAUGUUACUGUAAAAUUAUAAACUUAGAUGCAGUGGUUACAAUGCUUUCUAAAUGCAGGUGCGUUUAAAAACCCCAAGAAACAGAAAAACAAGAAGAAAAUCAAGCACACAUGAAAAAGAAUGAUGCAAAAAAAGAAUGAACAACCUUGUGGCAUUUUGUGAUCUUCUAGUAUUUACCUUUAAGCGUUACUCAUUUUUGGAGAGUAACUGAGUUCAAAGAUUCUAAUGGCUUUUAAUAUGGAAAAUUUGUAGUUAUAUUUUUAUAUACCUGUGUCUGUGGAAUAAUUUUUCAUUCCAAAUUACACAACAAGUCAGCUUGUAUGUAGCAAUCCCAGUCUUUUUUAUCACUUUAUGAUUUUCAAAAGGAAAAUGCAUCAUUUUCAAUAUUCCCUCCUAAUGUCAGUUCCCUGGAAGCAGAUUCUCAAUUCACAAGGCAGAACAUGUAAACUUUGAGAAUGCACCAAAUACCGUGUGAUAGCUGAUGCAAUGGCAACUCAGAAGACAGAAGCACGUCCAGAAUACUGGGUGAAAAUUACUGAAAUACCAUGGAUUUCUCUUUCAACUCAUUUUAGCAUGUCAAGCUGAACCAAGGAUACUCCAAGAAAGAGAUUUUUAUGGUCAAGUGGACCAUAAAGGGUUGAUCCAUGAAAUCACAUAACUGUUUGAACUUAAAAUAUAUUUUUGGCAGGCCUAAAAAUGCGCAAAUCAUUCAAGCCCAUCUGAUUGCACACUGUACUCAAAUAAGCAGGGGCAUAAUUUUUACCUGCAAAUUGAAAUGUCCAUAUUUAUGCAGAAAAUGUUUAGAGUCACCCUGAAAGUUUGACUCUUGCUGUAUAUCUUGGAGUAGCCAGCAGGGUGGUUCAUAAACUGUCACUGUAAAUUUCUUGUGUAGCUAUUUAAUCCAAUGAGUAUAACGUGUACAAAAUAAUAAUUAUCAGAAGAGCACAGAUAGGAAAUUCAGCACUGGCAAGCUUCUUCUAGUAUUAUAAAUCACAGCUCAUCUUUAUUACUUAUGAGUUUAAGAAGUGAUGAAGAAUUUGCAUACUAAAUAAGCACUUAACAAACGAUGUUUAUUUUGUGUCAAAGAUUAAAAGUUUAUAUGAGAAUACACUGAAAUGUAGAUAGCAAAAAGUUUCUUUAAGAAAUUUUUUUCUUUCUAUUUAGUUCAUUUAGUUUCUUCCUUUCUUUCAUGCACUUGUCUUCCUCCCAUGAAGAUCUCUCCCCAGGGCUCAUGGCUGUGCUGUGACCUUGAGAGCUUCCUGUGUUACUUGGAGCCACACGAAAUUAACAGGAGAAAAAGGAUGCAUGCUCGCCAAGUGUGGUGCUGCCUCAGCAUGAGUCAGUAUUGAUUGCCAGUAGAUCAGAAAAUGCUGAGGAGGUGUUCUAAGUUCUGCAAGACAUACUUGUUGGCAGAAAAGCUUUACCUUUCCAAGGAAGCCAGGAAAACUUGUUCCUCCUCUUGGAACAAACGUCACUGAAAUACUAAAAAAAACAAAUAUCAAAGCAAUUUUCCAAAAUGUUUUUGCUUAUCAUUGUCUUUAUAGUAAUAGCUUAAAAAAAGAGUAAUAAAUUUUAUAAAGACUUACUUUUCAAGAAGAGACUAUAGAUUGGGUUGAGCAUGCUGACAGGUAAAACUCUGAAAGUGUGCCAGAAGGUACUUCAUUGCUUGAAAGAUGCUGUCACUCUUCAGUCCCAUCUAUUUAGUUCCUAAAUUGGAGAAAGGAGUUACUGGAAAAGGCUGACGUUUGUGAAUGCACCAAGUAGGAUUGAGUUUGAAAGUGUUUGCAAUUUCUUCUUGUGUCUGUGGGAAAGGUGGUUAUUUCACAGCAGCAGUCUGCUGAAGGUAGCAGUAUGACUCAGAGGAGAGGGCAGAGCCCUCCAUGGGAACACUGUGGGUGGCUGUGCUUCACAGAGCCUGGGAGAGACGCUGAGACAGUAGACAUGGUUGCUGUGCUCGUCUGGACAGCUGGAAGUGCACCCCGCCUGAAUGGGAUCUGGGCACAGAAUACAUGAAUGGAAGCAAAAAAGUGUCGUAGAGGAAUUGUGGAUAGAAUCCCUGCAUCAUUCAUUGUGAAGGAAGCCAAAAAUGUAUUUGUUGAGCUGUGAAGAUAAAUUAAUAUAGUGGUGUUUUCACUCCCAAGCCAGACACAGGUUUUACUUGAAGAAAAUUUAUUAUUUUGCUUGAAUAUAUUUGAUUGAAAGGUUUAAAUGGCACUUGUGACCGUAGCAUUUGAACAUGUUGGAACUGUAAUUUUUUUUCUCACAGUAUCUCUGAAAAGGCAUAGCAGUGUUGUUAACCUCUUAUGGUUUUGUCAAGGAACAGAAUUAUGAAGGAAUUUUGACUCACCUGUGCACAUGUAGAAAGUCUAUGGUGGCAGAGGAAAUACUUGUAUUUGUUAUUAUUCAUUCAGUUUGUUAACAAUGAGGUCACUUUUCCUGGCUUCAUAAAAUUACUCACAAGUUGUGUAAGACACACAUAAUUCUUAUGCAGCAUACUUCUAAGUGUUUCACUAUUUAGUUAUGAUAAGCUGUUAACCGGAGCUUUUCAUUUUUCUCGUGACAUUUCAUAUCUUAUUUUAAAGCAUCAGCCUAACUGCAAAAUGUCUAGGUCAAAAGAGCAGUCUAUUUCCCUAGAUAAACUAUGCAAAAAUAAAUCAGUAGUAUUUAUCAAAGUAGAGUAUGUUUAAGAUCAGUGUUUCAUUUUAGACCUUUGCACUGUAAAAACAGUAAUAAGCUUAGUAUAACUACACUGCUUUCCUCAUUCAUGAUGCUUUCUCUCUUUUCACAUUUUUCCUAUUAUCACAUUUUCAAUUAUAGUAUCUAUUUAAAAGAUAAGUAUACAUACAUACUUACAAGUAUGUCAAGGGGAUAGCACUAUAGCACAUUAUUCUUACACGAUUCUUAGUGAUUAGUAAACUAUCUGUUUUUAUCCUUACUAGCCUUUCCACACAGCACUGGAAGAGCUGUACUUUACUGCUUUUCAUGAUAUACAACAGAAAAACCUACUGAAAGCAACAUUGCAAAUAUCAGGAACAUCUCACUUAAAUUUGGCAGGCGCUAAAGGUACCAGAAUCUAAUUUUACAACAUGUAAACAAUUUUAUUCCUAAAAAUAGACACAUUAGCACUGUAAUGUGGUUCUAAUAACUAAUAAGAUAAAUAAUUUUUAUUUCAACAAAAGCAUGUAAAAAUUCAUAAAUUGGGUGUGUAGCCUGAGAUUAAGUAACAAAAGGAUUCUGGCCCUCACAGCUCAGUUCCUAACUUCAGCAUUGAAGUAGGUAGCUUAGUGGGAAUGGACAAGCUACUUUUCUAUAGGGCAGGAAUUCUCUGCACACUCCUGCUUCAAUAUCAGGUUGUUCUAGAGUCUGCUGAUCCCAUACAUGAUUUUAGAAGACUUAAGAAACAGCAUCUGAAUUAGACCAAUCUCCCUGAGCAGCUGCUUGGGCUCCCUGGGCAGUUCCUUGCUUGUCUGGUUUCCCUCUAAGUCAUUAUUAUGAGCCAUUACUAUGGACACAACCCACCUACCCUGACCCCUUACCUGAACCCUCUAGUACAUAUCCUGUCCUGAGUCUUUUUGAGCAUGGUGUUCCUCUUCCUCAGAGCUUGAGUCAGGGGAAUCCACCUUAAACUGAAGCCAAGGGUUUUCAUCUCACGUGGCACCAAGAGGCUGGAGUUAGGGUCAUACUCAUCUAAUGAGUUCCACAUAAUCUAAUUGGUUAAUUUCUUUAAUUGCCUAUUGUAUAGAUGAUCACCCAUUCAAAAAUAAAAGCAAAUAAGAUAAUCAGAAUGUACUGCUCUUAACUAUACCACUUAACAGGAAUAAAAGGGGAUUUACGUACUUUUAAAUAGAACCACAACAUUCUGCACAGCAUUUUCUUUUUCCUGUAAAAGUAUUCUAUGUGCUUUAUUGAUUAAAAAGGAAAUUGAGUCUAACAAA
Molecule: messenger RNA, 8097 nt
Organism: Corvus hawaiiensis (hawaiian crow)
Lineage: Eukaryota; Metazoa; Chordata; Aves; Passeriformes; Corvidae
Gene: ITGA1
Product: integrin subunit alpha 1
Exons: 30
Coding region: 603-4118 (1171 amino acids)
Biological process (GO): integrin-mediated signaling pathway; cell adhesion mediated by integrin; cell-matrix adhesion
Cellular component (GO): integrin complex; external side of plasma membrane
Molecular function (GO): integrin binding
Source: RefSeq, a predicted model, not a curated record